Oncorhynchus keta (chum salmon) is the source of this 2071-nucleotide messenger RNA. RefSeq names its product unconventional myosin-Ie-like. Gene Ontology annotation, cellular component: myosin complex. Gene Ontology annotation, molecular function: cytoskeletal motor activity. The record is from RefSeq and is a predicted model, not a curated record. Lineage: Eukaryota; Metazoa; Chordata; Actinopteri; Salmoniformes; Salmonidae. The transcript is spliced from 8 exons. The annotation marks the transcript as partial.
UUCGUGGGCCGCCCGGGAAGAUCGAUUUGCAGAUGUGGUUGCCAAAUAUGACCGCAGGUUUAGGACUGUGAAGCGUGACCUCAUCCUGACCCCUAAGUUCCUGUAUCUGAUUGGUCGUGAGAAGGUGAAGCAGGGACCAGAUAAGGGACAGAUCCACGAGGUUCUGAAGAGACAGAUAGAAGUGGAGAAGAUUCAGUCAGUCUCUCUCAGUACCCUGCAGGAUGACUUCUUCAUCAUCCACGAGGAGCAUUACGACAGUGUCCUUCAGUGCAUCUUCAAGACGGAGUUCCUCAGUCUGCUCUACAAACGUUAUGAUGAGAAGACCCAGAGGAAGCUACCGCUCAAGUUCAACAACCUACUGGAGUUUAAGGUGAAGAAGGGAGGUUGGGGGCCGUUCUCAGCUGCUGGCUCCAGGCAGAUCCAGUUCCAGCCGGGCCAAGGAGAAGAGGCGGUUGUGAAGCCCAGCAGCAAGGUCCUCAUAGUCACCAUCGGACCCGGGCUCCCAAAGAACUCCAGACCGACCCGCAGGGACAACAGGAAAAGUCGCUACAUGGGAAACCAGACUCCAGGCUCAGGACAGCAGUCACAAGGUGCCCCCAGGGGCAGAGGCCGAGGUGGGGGUGGUGGUCAGCGGGGUGGGCCACCCUCGUCCAGGGUCUCUCUGCUCCGCCGGCAGUCCAGUAUGGAGCAGCCUACACUACCCCGACAACAGAGGUCCCGGCAGACCAACAACCACUCCAACAACCAGAGCCAGGCAGACACCGCUUUCAUGAACGUGCCUGACCAGGGAGUGGCUGGUGUUCAUCGUAGACGCUCGAAGGAGGUCAAGCCUUCCCCAGGAGCGGGCCGCCCCAAGCCUGCCCCCAAGCCCAAGCCUCGCGCCCCAGAAUGCCGGCGCUGUAUGCUUACGACGCCCAGGACACUGAUGAGCUGAGCUUCAACGCGGAGGAUGUCAUUGAAAUCCUCACUGAAGAUCCAUCAGGCUGGUGGUACGGUCGUCUUCGCGGGAGGGAAGGCAUGUUUCCUGGGAAUUAUGUAAAGAAGAUUUAGGCUGCAGCGAUGAGGGACUUGUCCAAUGAGAGAAGAUCUAGACUGGAGCGAUGAGGGACAUGUCCAAUGAGAGAAGAUCUAGACUGGAGCGAUGACGGACAUGUCCAAUGAGAGAAGAUCUAGACUGGAGCGAUGAGGGACAUGUCCAAUGAGAGCAAGGAGUCAGGUGGCAACAGUAGAAUUACAACCAUACCAAGUGCAUUACUACAGAGACAAAACAAAAAAAGCAUCAUUAAAGAAUUUCUCCAUACCAUCUCUCUUUGGAGUCCAAGACAAGGGAAUGUGAUGAUUUUUGCCAAAGAUGGUUUCAAGUGCAAAUACUACUAAUUUUUAUCAAUGGAUCGUAUCUAUUGUUUUAGCAUGGGUUAGCUUUUUUUAAAGACUGAACAAAAAUGUUUUAUUUUAUCCUGCAUCUUUUUAUAGCCAUUUACCUCCAGUGUUCAAAUAAAUCUUAGUUUUAUUUGCUCUUUCACAUUUGUUUAAUACAUAGGACCAAAUGUCCAUAAUAAUCUCAGUUCAGGUGGAGUUGGGAUAGAAUGGGUAAUUACAAAACAUUUUUGACAAGAUAUAUAUUGUAAAAUAUAUAUUAGUUGUGUAUUUUAUGUGAUUAUCCAUGUCUUAGGUAGAUAUUUCACAAUUCUAUAUUAGUGAAGAUUUGUAAGGCUGAGUUUACACAGGCAGCCCAAUUCUGAUGUUUUACCCAAUUAUCGGCAAAAGGGCCGGUCUGAUUUGCCAAAAGACCAAUUAACGGCAAAAUAAUCAGAAUUGGGCUGCCUGUGUAAACCCAGCCUUACCGAUCUUCACUGAUAUAGAAUUGUGAAAUAUCUACCGAAGAUGAUGAUGAACCAUAAAAGACAUUAACAGAGCCUACCAUUUCCCAUGUUUUAUAAUAGGCUACAUGGUACAUGUUAUUACCCAGAGAUAGUCUGUUAAAAAAGAAAGAAAAGACAGUUGAUUGUUUGUCGACAGUUGACGUAAGGUCCUAAUGAACAAAAAAUUAAAAGAAUUGUAAACCAUCAAA